This is a messenger RNA of Toxotes jaculatrix (banded archerfish), 1067 nucleotides long. RefSeq names its product C-type lectin domain family 4 member M-like. The transcript is spliced from 6 exons. The coding region runs from base 51 to 974 and encodes 307 amino acids. The record is from RefSeq and is a predicted model, not a curated record. Lineage: Eukaryota; Metazoa; Chordata; Actinopteri; Toxotidae. Gene Ontology annotation, biological process: biological process involved in interspecies interaction between organisms. Gene Ontology annotation, molecular function: fucose binding; D-mannose binding. Gene Ontology annotation, cellular component: external side of plasma membrane.
UCAAACAGGUUCUGCUUCUUGUGGAUAUAAAAGACGUAUCAGCUUGAUGGAUGGGCAAGACCUGCAACACUGCAGUCAUGGAGAAUCUACAGAGGAGGACAAAUUACUGGACAGCCAAACGUUUCCAUGCUGUUUAUGAAAUAUUUAGACAAGGUGGAUCCACUUUUACAAACUACCAAAUGAUUAUACUGUGUCUGGGACUGUUGAAUGCUGUUUUGCUGAUAACUGCUGUUGUUACUGGGAUAAAGUGUGCCAAAGUCAAAGAGGGUUCCCUCAACAAUUCCCACUCAGCUGCAGCACAGCUCAUCAAUGAGCUGAACUAUCUCCGCAGCAACCACAGCGAUGCGAUGAAGGCCGAAGAGGAGGCCAAGCAAGCAUUAGAGAAGGCGCUCGAAAAUCAUGCACAGCUAAAGGUGCAAAUUGAGCAGCAGAAGACCAUCAAUGAUGGCUAUCAGAGACAGGUGGAGGUACUGCGAGCAGAGAAGACAAAUCUGCAGGCUAACAUAUCAGCUUUGGAGGGAACCUGUGGCAGAUGCCUCCCUGGAUGGUUUAUUCUCAACUCAACCUGCUAUUUCCUUUCUUAUACUGAAUCCUCUUCUGUCAAAAAGAACUGGCACAACAGCAGAACAGACUGCAUCAGUCGUGGAGCUGACCUGGUUGUGAUUGAUAACCCGGAGGAGCAGAAAUUUGUGAGUGGCAAGAUCAAAGGACUGAUAAGUGGCCGUAGCUCCUGGUCAAACGGAUUCUGGAUUGGCAUCACUGACAUAGAGACAGAGGGCACGUGGGUCUGGAUUAAUAAUGUCACUGAAGUGGAACAAAGGUACUGGAUGGAUGGAGAACCAAACAACCAUGGACUCCAGGGAGAGAAUUGUGUGAUUGCAGUGUAUAGCUCUCCUAAUCCCUGGAAGACCUGGUACGAUGGAAACUGCCAAGAACAUGAGUUAUACUGGAUAUGUGAAAUGCCUUCAAGAUAAACUCUGUAUACACCCCUUAAGUACUGUUCAAGCAGAAAACAUAUGCAGACGUUUGGAAUUGUCUUGAAUAAAAUAUCUUCCUGCUGCCCUGCA